GAAAAAUUGUCUUCGAGAAUAAUGUAACUAUUUUCUACCUUACUUGUCGAUCGGAAUCUAAAACAUGGCGGCGUGGAGUGGACUCCUCCGUAAUACAGGACAGAUUUUGUCUACAAGCAAGUUAAUAAAACCAAGUCAGCCUCCGCUAAAUGCGGUCACUAGAUACAUGUCCGGUGAUCACCACCGAGUUUUUCCCCUCGGACCAUCACGUUGGCACUGGCAUAAAACAAAAGACUUGCUGCAUUUCUACACCUUGAUCGGGGUGGUUCCGCUCUCGAUUGCCGUUUUUUGCAUUAAUGUUUUCAUUGGACCUGCUACGCUCAAGGAAAUUCCUGAAGGAUAUGAACCUAAACAUUGGGAGUAUUAUCGGCAUCCAAUAUCAAGAUGGCUAGCCCGCUACGUUUUCCCAUCAGAUCAACAAGAGUACGAGAAACAAAUGUUCUUCAUCUGGGAAGAGCAGGAGAAGCAGAAGCUGCGUAAGCUGGAGAACAAAAUCCAUAACCUGAUGAACGAACGAAUUGACUACCAGUACUACUACUACGAGCCCUACACCAACGCUCAGUACGUCAGAAGACAGGCCCAGGGUGAAAAGGAUGUACAGAUGUACAGUCAACCCUUUGAGUAAUGAAUCUGUUACUGUUUCUGAAAUUAAACAGCUUAGAAAUAAUGGCUAUCAUAGAAAUAUAGUUCAAUUCGACUAUUCUUUAUUGUACAGUGUCUUAAUAAAUUAUUUGGUAAUCUAUCAUUUACUUUAAGCAAUA
Cotesia glomerata is the source of this 761-nucleotide messenger RNA. It is a transcript of the gene ND-SGDH, whose product is annotated as NADH dehydrogenase [ubiquinone] 1 beta subcomplex subunit 5, mitochondrial. NCBI's taxonomy places the organism in Eukaryota, Metazoa, Arthropoda, Insecta, Hymenoptera, Braconidae. The coding region runs from base 65 to 625 and encodes 186 amino acids. The transcript has 3 exons. The record is from RefSeq and is a predicted model, not a curated record.